GACACUUACAGCAGGACCAGGAACCACUGCGAAUUCAAACCCUGAAGAAGAGACUUCAAAAAAAUUUGAGCAAGAGGAGCUGACAAGGUGUUACAAAGAAAAAGGGAUUCUGACAUGCACUGGCAGAAAUCACCGAAGGAGAAGCCGUGUUACACUCUGCCUACAGUGAAGAAACUCCUGGAGCAGAAGAGGAAGAGGGAGACCUCCUUGACAGCAACAACCAGUACCAGUGUCCCCACUGCCGCUGUCCUCUCCCAACAGGUGUCAACACCAGAGAAGUCUACCUCAACAGGUGUAGCCAGCAGCUACUCAGACAUGGCAGUGGGGUAUGAGAGAUGGGUUUCUAUGGAUGAGCACCAAGCCCCCUUGGCCAUACAGGAAGGACCAUUCUCCCCUAUGGGGAUCAAUUACUUCUCCAGCCCAUCCACCUCAAUGGACUACAGUCACACUCCGGCCUACAGCCGUCCGAUGGCCUCCAGCUACAACACACAGCAGAUUCAGGACUACCCAGACACCACGAUGCCUCAGCAAUUUACGGAGUGUCCAGUGACCGAGGCUGUGUCUAGUUUGGUUCCUUCUGGGCCCCUGCAGACCCCUGUCUACUCCUGGUCGUCGGGGGCCCUGGGCCCCACAGAGCCUGUCCAGCAGGUGUUUAGUGGCCAGAUGGAUGUCACCAAGCUGGAGGAAGCCAGGAUGUUCCUCAGAGGGAUGGACUACAGCAGAACCACCUGGCAGGAUGAUGACGGAGACACGAUUCUGCAUAUCUACACAGCCAAGGGCCUGAGGGAGUAUGCAUUUGCUGCAGCAGAGAGGCUUGCUGAGCUUGGUAGGCUAGACUCCAAGGAACACAAGGGGAAGACUGCUUUGCUGGUGGCGGUGACUGCUAACCAUCCGGAAAUCGUCCAGGAUCUGUUGUCUUUAGGAGCAGAUAUAAAUGCCUGUGAUGUCAAAGGUCAAACAGCACUUCAUCUUGCUGCCACCUAUGGCUUCCCCAGGGUUAUGCAGGUUAUUCUCUCCUUUGGGCCUGGAGUGAACCUUGAGGCUCGCAAUUUUGAAGGUCUGACUCCUCUGCACUGUGCAGCCAUCUCCCACGGUGGCACCAUGAAGACUCUCUCCUCCCUCUCCUCCACGGGGCUGGGUGAUGCCAGCCUCCAUGCCCUGGCAGAGGAGAAGCUCUCCUGGCUGCAGAUGCUGCUCAACACCGGAGCCUCCCUGACCAGCCAGGAAAUCAAAAGUAACAAGACUGUUCUUCACCUGGCUGUGAAGGAGGGGAACAUCCACCUGGUCCGCUACCUGCUGAAGAUCCCCCUGGCCAACAUGAGGGACUUUGUCAACAUGAAGGCCCACGGUCAUACCGCGCUGCACAUGGCCGCUGGUCUCCAUGGCAGCCCACACCAAGAGGAGAUGCUGAGGCUGCUGCUUAGCCGAGGGGCCGACCCCAGCAUCCGCAACCUGGAGAACGACCAGCCUGCACACCUGCUGCAGAGUGGACUCCAUGGGGAACAGCUCAAGCUUAUCCUGAAGAAGCGAAGUGCUUCCUCUCGUCGACGUGUAAUGUCCUUACAGGACCAAGAGUGACCCGGACUACUUUUUAUGUCCCUGUGUAUCCCUCCGCCUCUUUUCAGAGGAAGUACUGAAGGUCUGUACUGUAGGUUGAAUCCAGACAUCUGUACUUCCAAGAGUGAGGGAUUCUAGCGUAUCUUCAUGUGAGGAUUUUCAAACACCGCAAAUCUCUAAUAUAUACUAGGGCAUUCACUUUGAAACGAUUGUUGUUUCAUUGACAUGAUUUUGGUCACUAUCUGAAUUCAGUUAGCUAUGACGUGUAUGCAUUUUUCUAGCUUAAUGGGUAGCUAUUUUAUGUUGUUUAAUGGCUAGCUAGUAAUGAGCAGUGGUAACAGGUGGGAUUCCAGUGCCCCCUGAUAUUACUGUCACUCAGUACAACCUUGAUUUCUAUGAAAUCGUUAACAUUAUAGUCAA
This is a messenger RNA of Coregonus clupeaformis (lake whitefish), 1977 nucleotides long. RefSeq names its product NF-kappa-B inhibitor delta-like. Bases 115 to 1578 code for a protein of 487 amino acids. The record is from RefSeq and is a predicted model, not a curated record. Gene Ontology annotation, cellular component: nucleus. The transcript has 11 exons. Lineage: Eukaryota; Metazoa; Chordata; Actinopteri; Salmoniformes; Salmonidae. Gene Ontology annotation, molecular function: protein binding. Gene Ontology annotation, biological process: regulation of gene expression.